AUGAAGGUUUUUGCUAUGAUGGCAUUAUUGCUGGCAGCAGCAUAUUGUCAAUCAAAUGAGAUUGAUGUUGUAUUAAAGAUGCUAGGGGAUUUAAAAAAUGAGACAAGCAAACAAUUAUAAUAAUUGGAGAGCGAUUGGGAAGCAACCAGAUAUGUAAUUGAUUAUAUAUGACAUUUGAACAGCAAAAACAAGACGUCGUAAAUGAUUUAAUGAGAUCUGCAUCAACAUAAAGAGGUGAAUGUAAUAGAAGAGAUCAAGAGUGGGCAAACAAAGAAAGAGACAUUAGAAUUACACUCAGCUAUAUCAAUUGGUUAGAGAAAAGAAUCAAAGAGAAUAAUGAAAGACUCUAAAGAUUGGAUGUCAACAGAUGUGAAUCCAAUGCUAAUUUCAUUAAUGAUAUCAAGAAUUCUAAGAAAACUCUAAAUUUGAUUGCCUUCCUCAGAAGAGCUGUAAAGAAUGCAAAAGAAGUAUUGUUAAAGCAAUAAUUAGACUGAUUUGCCAACACUUUUGUAAUCUGCUCAAUUCAUUUAACUCAAAUCCUUUUUGGCUGAUGAUGGUGAAGAACCAGAAGUGACAUCCGAAGAUAAUGAGCCCCCUCAUGUCUAUGAUGAACCAGAAGCUGUUGAUGACACUGAAGACGUUUCUGAAAAUUAAGUAGAUGCCGCUCCAGAUGUUGAAACAACUGAAGAAUCAGCUACUGAAGCAGAAGCUCCCUCUGAGGAAGUAGAAUAACAUAGUUUGGGUGAUACACAUGAAGAACCUGAUGCCCCUGUUCCUGAACAUCCAUUAGAAGCUGAAGAAAAGGCUACCAAUGAAUAAUUAGCAAAGGAGGCUGCUGCAUUCAACAAAAUUAUUGAAAAGGGACAAAAGGCUCCUGCUGAAGCUGGAUCUGGCAAAGAUUAUUCACAAUUCACAGUUGCUUAAUAAGAAUUGUUAAAUUUCUUGGACAUUUUAGAAGAUUAAGUAAGAGGUUCAUUUGGAAAGAAACAAGAUAACCAAGUUAACUCAGCUAUGGGUUACAGUGAUUUCAAGGGAUUGAUUCAAAAGGAAAAUGAAACAUUCAAAGGACAUCUAGUAGCUGAAGAUGUUAAUCUAGUAACACUUUUAAUAUAUUUAAUUAUAGGAAAAAUUACAAAAUUAAUUGAUAACCAUCUUAUAAGCUACUGCAGCUUGCAAAGACAGAUUAAAGAAAAUCCAAAACUCUAUUGAUUUAGCUAACGAAGUAUAUUCUCUCAUAAAUUAUUCCUAGGACUUGGCUUCUUCAGAGGCCCACUUUAAGUCUGUAACUGAAACUCUCUAGGAAGAGCAAAAUACCUUUGAUGAUGUUUACAGAAUUUAUUCAAGUUAAGUUGGCUCUCAAAGCACAACAUACAAGAGAGAUGUAUAAGCCAAAAUUACCAACUGAUUAUGUAGAAUCAUCC
Paramecium octaurelia is the source of this 1421-nucleotide messenger RNA. The record is from the annotation of a GenBank genome assembly. NCBI's taxonomy places the organism in Eukaryota, Ciliophora, Oligohymenophorea, Peniculida, Parameciidae.